Molecule: messenger RNA, 1519 nt
Organism: Beta vulgaris subsp. vulgaris (sugar beet)
Lineage: Eukaryota; Viridiplantae; Streptophyta; Magnoliopsida; Caryophyllales; Amaranthaceae
Exons: 3
Coding region: 117-1139 (340 amino acids)
Molecular function (GO): protein binding
Source: RefSeq, a predicted model, not a curated record
AAGCCCACCGGUUUGCCAUUUCCGGGUCGAGUUCAUUGACGCAUAAACCCUGCUCAAAGGGUUUAGUAAAACCACAAACUCACUCUCUCGCUUCACCAUCACCAAACAAACAAACAAUGUCUCUAAUCGCAGGCUCCUACGAGAAAUUCAUUUGGGGAUACAAACUCCGACAACCCAAAUCCCCCGAAUCCCAAACCCUAACCCUAGCCCUAACCCCUCAAUUCUCCUACGCCGCCCAUCUCUCUCCCCUCAAAUCCGUCGCCGUCUCCGGCGUUGUCGCCGCCUCUUCCGCCGGCGACGACACCGUCAAACUCUACGACCUCUCAACUUCCUCCGAACUUGGUUCUCUCCUUCUCGAAUCUUCCGCCACUUCUCUCUCCUUCUUCACACCUCCUUCUCUCUCCUCUUUCCCGCGCAAUCUCUUCGCCGCCUCUGACGAUGGGUCCUUCUCAAUCUUCGACGUCGACCCUUUUGUUCUUCUUAAGACAGUUUCUGUUCACAAAAAGGGGAUUAAUUAUACCUCUGUUCAUCCGUCUGGGAAGUUGGCGUUGACUGUUGGGAAAGAUUCGUGUUUGGGAAUGGUUAAUUUGGUCAGAGGUAGGAGGAGUUUUCUUUGUAGGUUGGAAAAAGAAGCUAGUAUUGUUGAGUAUUGUUUGGAUGGUGGCAGGUUUUUUAUGAGUUUUGAUGAUAAGAUUUCUGUUCAUGAGGCUGAAGAUGCUAAGUUAGUUGGGGAAUUUGAGACUGCUAAACGUGUUCUUUGUGCCGCCUCCGGCGAGAAUGGACUCAUUUAUACUGGUGGUGAAGAUCGUGGGGUCACAGCAUGGGACGCAGUCAGUGGGAAGGUUGCCUACAGCAUAGACGAUGCACACAAGUCUCGUAUAAAAGGGAUUGUUGUACUUUCUAAGGAUGGAAAUUCUAGUGCUGUUGAGAAUCCCUUUCUAGUGGCUUCAGCAUCUUCAGACGGAGUGAUCCGUGUUUGGGAUGUUCGUGCCAUCAAUAAAGAGAAGUCAAUACCGGUGUCUGAGGCCAAUACAAAGUCAAGAAUAACAUGUCUUGCUGGGUCAUCUAUUAAGUCUCUUAGAAAACCACAGAUAAAUAAAGAUUCUUCGGAGAAGAAUGCUGUAGAAAUGGAAGAUUAAUAGUCUGGCAUAUCUAUGAAAGCAAUGAGGUGAUUCACUUUGGUAAAGUAUAGCCUUAUAGGUCUAAAAAUGUACAAGUAUUAGAAAAUCUCUUGAACUGCACUUCAUGAUUAGAUGCUUUCUGCAUCGAUUCAAUUUUUGACUGGGCACAAUUUUUGCAUACUGGAAAUUUUCGUUUAGAUUGCUUAUUGAUAUUGUUUUAAAGUUUUUGAGGACAUUUAGUUUAGGUGAGUGAGUGUAACUAUAUUGUAAGAUGUUUGUCUCUCUUAGCAAAUCGCAAUAGUUUCUUGGAUAAAAUUUUACGGUUUUGUAAUUUGUAUUGACAAUUAUGGAUGGUUGGGAGAAAGAUUAGUACUCCUAUAUUGGAUUUUGAAUUGAAA